UCGGAAAUAAACGAGUGAUUUUCUCUCGAGUUACGGUAAAAUUUAGGGGGCAAAGAGCGUUUUAUAUGAUCCUAUCCGUUAUUAUUGAAGGUUAUUUGUGAUAAGGAAACUAUUUGCUAUCUUCUCUUAUAUAAUUCAUAAUAAAUACAGUGUUCGACAAAAUAACGAAAUGGUAUCAAGAGGUUUGGUUUCUGGAAGACUUGCACUUGUUACAGGUGCAGGAUCAGGUAUUGGUAGAGCAGCAUGUCAGGUUUUAUCACGAGAGGGAGCCACUGUCAUAGCAGCAGAUAAGAACUAUGAUGCUGCAAUGGAGACUAUCAAAAAGCAUACAGCUCUAGCUUCUGGUUCUAAUAAUACGGGUGACCACAGCGCUAUGGAACUGGAUGUAUCUGAUGCAAAAUCAGUUCAAAAUCUUCUUAAAGCGAUUUUAAAUGAAUACAAACUUCCUCCAAAGAUUGUUGUGAACUCUGCUGGUGUAACAAGAGACAAUUGGCUUCUUAAACUCUCUGAGGAGGACUAUGACAGUGUUAUGCAUGUUAACCUGAAGGGUACGUUCCUCAUAAUGCAGACAUUUGCCAAGGCUAUGACUGAAUCGUCUAUUCAAGGUUCGAUCAUAAAUAUAUCCAGUAUAGUGGGGAAAUAUGGAAAUAUAGGACAAACUAAUUAUUCCGCUAGUAAAGCCGGCGUGGUAGCGAUGACGCAAUCAGCAGCGAAAGAAUUAGGGAAGUUUAAUGUAAGAGUAAAUGCAAUCUUGCCAGGAUUUAUUGACACUCCAAUAAUCAAGACUGUACCAGAUAAAGUCAAAGAGCACAUGCUAAAACUUGUGCCCCUGGGAAGGCUUGGUGACCCUACUGAGGUAGCUGAGGUGAUAACGUUCCUAAGUUCAGACAAAAGUUCCUUCAUCACCGGCGCAGCAAUCGAUGUCACGGGUGGAUUUUGAAGAAAAAAAAACAAUUGUACAAGUUUUAAUGACAUUUUAUACAGAAUCAAUAUUUUUUAUACAAAAAAAAUGGUCGGAAAAGUAAAUUAAAUCGGUCAAUUAAGUAAAUAUUUAUAGAAAUAAAUAUUUUUAGACUGCAAGACGAAUAAAUCUGAUAGAUUUCCAAUUACUGUCAAACAUCCAGUUGUAGAUUAUUAUCUCGAAAUUUUAAAAACCAGUUCAUAAAUAAAUAUUUUUAUUAAUAUGUACAGUAUGAAUAAGUUUAAACAAAAUAAAUAUAUAUUUUUCUAUUUCCAUAAUAAGUUAUCUGUGAUAGUUUAUGAAGUACUUACAGUUUUAUGACACGUUAAGGAGAUUACUGAUCAAUGGCUGCGUUCCUUUUUUAAUAAAUCACAAUAAUAAAUUUUACAAUAUUACAAUUAUUGUUGUAUAAUUAUUAUACAUAUAUAGGUAUAUGUAUAUAUGCAUCACCUACUUAUUUACUGUAUUGGUUUUAUGUGCGAUUGUUUUUUUAUUUUAUUUAUUUAUUCAGAAUAUUGGUAAGGGUACAGAAUUGACACAAUAAACAUGGGGCCGCGAUAACUGUUGCAGUAGUAUAAACUGUGUCGCAAAUAUUAACGCCCACCUCGAACAAUAAAUGUAUAGUACCAAUAAAACAAAAGUAGAACAUAGUAAAUGCAUAUAAAAAAAAAGUUGCCUGAACGAAAUCGCGAUGGAGCGAUUAGGCUGCCAAAUUGUAAUUCUGUUUUGUUAUAGGUACUCUUAUUUUUUAAGUACUUUUUGUGGUGCGCAAUAAAAGUAUAUACUUUCAUUCAAUAUAAUAUUGCCAGAGUUUAAGAAAGACAGCGACAAAGAUAGGAAGUGUGUUCUGCACUGUGAAAGUUCAUAGUAAUUCAUGUGUGUAUGAUUACGUUAUAAAUUAUUUUAAAGCCAGAUUUACUGGCAUAGCUUAACAUGGAGUUUAAGUGGCAAUGGACGGGUCAUAUAGCUCCAAGAACCGAUGGCCAUGGGGGUCCCAAGGUGCUGGAAUAGUUACCUUGUAAACGCAGCAUUGGUAGACCUCAACCAAGCGGCUCAAGGUCGUGAUAUUUGGAACUCCCGGCAAAAUAGAUAUGUCCAAUAUCCAUUAGCUGACAUAAUGAUGAUCAUAAAGAAUUUAUUGUAUACCGAUUUCCUAGUAAUUGUAGUUCUUUCAUUCAUAAAAAAUUUAAUUUAAUUAAUCAUAAAGUCGUUUAGGCCGUUUUUGACGACACCUCUGUCGCAGCGGUGAUUUUCGGCAGGGGCCAUUUGGGAAUUAAGUAACUUUUGGUUAGUCUCCUUUACUCUUUAAAUAUUUGUAAAAAUUUAGACCCUUUUUAUAUACAUUUUUAA
This is a messenger RNA of Pararge aegeria (speckled wood butterfly), 2311 nucleotides long. RefSeq names its product estradiol 17-beta-dehydrogenase 8-like. NCBI's taxonomy places the organism in Eukaryota, Metazoa, Arthropoda, Insecta, Lepidoptera, Nymphalidae. The coding region runs from base 170 to 940 and encodes 256 amino acids. Gene Ontology annotation, molecular function: oxidoreductase activity, acting on the CH-OH group of donors, NAD or NADP as acceptor. The transcript is spliced from 8 exons. The record is from RefSeq and is a predicted model, not a curated record.